AUUCAUUGAGAUGCCUCAACUGCUUUCAGCUCAUCUGUGCAGCACUAAUAAUUUCAAUGAGGAAAGUUGAUUUGACAUACAAGCUUAAUCACGGAACGAAUUAAAAUCAAGCAUCAUUGUAUGUGAAAUACUAAUUAUUAUAUAAUGCAACGUGGCAUAUCAUAUAGAGGUAUUGGUCAAUCGUAUUUUUCCUUGAUACGGUUCGAAUACUAUGCAGGUUCAGUGGACGUACAGGACGCGGAAGUGAGCGAGGAAGCGAACGAGGAGCGUCUGUAAGGGGGGGAUGUCAAAGCGAGUGCGAAGCAAAGAGGUCUGCGCCGACUGCAGCGCCCCGGAGCCUCGCUGGGCCUCCGUCAACCGGGGUGUGUUGAUCUGCGAUGAAUGCUGCAGCAUUCAUCGCGGUCUGGGACGACACAGCUCCCAAGUCCGGCAUUUGACCCACUCAGUGUGGCCCCCGUCCCAGUUUCAGAUGGUCCAGACACUUUACGGAAAUGGAGCUAAUUCCAUAUGGGAGCACAGCCUUCUGGACCCAUCUUCUUCCUCCUCCUCUUCCUCAGCUAGUGGCAAGCGUAAAGCAAAUCCUCAAGAUCGCGUUCAUCCCAAUAAAACAGAGUUCAUUAAGGCCAAAUACCAGAUGUUGGCAUUCGUCCAUCGCAUGCCUUGUCGGGAGGAUGACAGCGUGACCGCCAAAGAUCUCAGCAAGCAACUGCAUUCCAGCGUUCGAACGGGGAACCUGGAGACCUGCCUGAGACUUUUAUCACUGGGAGCGCAGGCCAACUUCUUCCAUCCGGAGAAAGGAAACACGCCACUGCACAUAGCAGCAAAAGCGGGACAAUUGUUACAAGCCGAGCUAUUGGCCGUGUAUGGAGCUGAUCCCGGCGCUCUUGACUCCAGUGGGAAGACCCCCAUUGACUACGCUAGACAAGCUGGGCAUCAGGAGCUAGCUGAGCGCCUCGUGGAGAUCCAAUACGAACUCACCGAUCGCUUAACAUUUUACCUUUGUGGACGAAGACCAGAUCACAGAUUUGGCCAACACUUCAUCAUCCCUCAAAUGGCAGACAGGAAUAACAGUCUAGAUUUGUCCGAAUUUGCAAAAGCCGCCAAGAAGAAGCUCCAGUCUCUAAGUAACCAUCAGUUUGAAGAGCUUGCUAUGGAUGUUUACGACGAAGUGGACAGGCGGGAAACGGACGCGGUGUGUUUGGCCACUCAGAACCACAGCACACUGGUAACAGACACCACGGUGGUCCCUUUCCUGCCAGUCAACCCCGAAUAUUCCUCCACCAGAAACCAAGGUCGUCAAAAGUUGGCGAGGUUUAGCGCCCAUGAAUUUGCCACCUUGGUCAUCGAUAUUCUGACAGAUGCCAAACGCCGGCAGUGGGGGAACUCCUGCGAAAGUCCGAAAGAGAGUGUGGAGCUGAUCCUGCAAGGAAUAAACAGUCGCCACAGCAGCGAGAGCCAAGACAACGACCAGCCCGACUACGACAGCGUGGCCUCGGAUGAAGAUCCCGUCCAAGAGGCGACCCGCAGGGACAACGGCACCGACGGAAGAACCAAGGUUUGCCGAAGCACCUACUUCUUCCGCACACACAAUGAUCAAUUGAAUUUCGUUGACAUGCACCAGAGCUCUGAGUCAUCCGACUUGUCGGACGGUCCCAUCACGGUUCAGGAGUUCAUGGAUGUGAAAAGCGCCCUCACCGCCUCGGAAGCCAAAAUCCAGCAGCUUCUCAAAGUCAACUGUCACCUGAGCGAAGAGCUGCGAGCCAUGCAGGGCAAGCUGAACUCCCUGCAAACGGAGAACACGACGCUGCGGUGGCAGGCCCCGGGCUCCCAGGUCCAGGUCCAGGGGCCCGUGGGCCGACGCCAGACCCGCGGCGGACGCGCCAUGUCAAUGUACGAGACCGGCUCCAUCCCCAGACAGUGCCCCCACCGCGACGACGCCUCUCGGCGGGAGGACGGUGUCGUCUUACAACCCUUCCCUACCAAUAUAGGGAGGGGUCCUUUGGGAACGGCCGCUUCCUCCCUCCCAUCCUUCCCCUCCUCCCUGUCCUGGUCGCGGGAUGAGAGAUCUCGAAGGGGCUGCAGUUUGGAGGCACACAGCGCCGUGCUCAACUAUGAUGCUGCGCCGACCCACUCUGAACCAGAGGAUACUUGCAGCCCCCUGGUAGCCUCAGCAGCGGUGGAGUGCGAGACCGAAGGCGAGGAAGACGCCGCUGCCCUUCCGUGCACCGAGGACGUCAUCUGUAAGACGGAGCAAAUCACCAAGAAUAUUCAGGAACUUCUGAGGGCCGCCCAGGAGACCAAACACGAAAGCUUCCUACCGUGUUCGGAGAAGAUCUGCGUGGCUGUGAAAGAGAUGGCCGCUCUGUUUCCCAAGAGGCCGUCCUCGGAGACGGUUCGCGGCUCCCUGUCGCUGCUCACCACCAGCGCCGGCCGGCUGCACAGCGAGUGCCGCGGGCCGUGCCCCCCCGCCGCCGCCGACGUCCAGCUGGUCACGCAACAGGUCAUCCAGUGCGCCUACGACAUUGCCAAAGCCGCCAAGCAGCUCGUCACCGUGACCACCAAAGAGAACAGCAACUAGCCAGAACCCCGCCCUUCAACUCAAUUCAACCCACCCCCAAAUGGUCACUUCACGUCCUUGAGAACUACAUUCCUUUAUCUUGGAAAAUUGAACAGUAUUUAUUAUUACCUUGAUCGUGAACCACAAUGAUACGUCAAGACCAGGGGUUCGCAAACUUUUGUGUCCAGGGGAGAAAGAAAUCUAAUCAAUGGGCCAUAGGAAUUGAAAAGUUGAUUUUCUGAAAGAGUAAAAAAGUCUUAAGGAUAUUGACAUAUGAAAAAUGAUCCGAGCUAAUAGUUCAUUAAAAAUUGUUUGCUUGACCCCAGUUUGGAAACCCCUGGUUUUAGACAGAGGAGAAGAUAUUACCUCACAACCGCCACAGCUAGCAAUUAGCAUUUCACUGAUAGCAAAGGCGUGAUUACAUAGAUUUGUAGCCAACCUCAUUUUCAGUCCUUGUGCUCCAAAACAGAUAGGAUAUAUCGCCAUGGCAAUGAUGAUAAACCCUCGGUAUUUGUGGAGGAUAAAAGCCGAGCCCUGCUGCGAAUAGAAAAGAAAUAUGAGAAGCUGACCGCCCCUCAAAUGUUUGGAUAUUUUGAAUAUUAGUAGUUUAAACCAUGAAUAUGUCACAUACUAUCCUCCUAAAACACUUAAAGAACGAUAAAGAUAAUUGAUAAUGAAACAUGCACAGGAAUUGCCCGUAUACAAUGAGCCCACCAUUUGUUAGCUUGAGCUUUUUGCAAUCGUCUAUACGCAGAUCAAAGACGAAGCAGUGUAGAAUCUGUAACUUCCGCUAACAAUCCAGGCUGAAAAUAUUGCUCCUUCCUAACCUUAAUAAAAAAUAAAAAAAAAGCAAAAACAAAUGACAGCGAUAUCGCUUCAAAAUACUUCAAAAUAGCUUUUUAAAGCCUUACACAACAAGCAGCGAAUAGGUGAAAUUUUCAGCAAAUAGCCCAGGGUAUGUUCCACAGGGGAAAAAAAUGUGAAUUUGUGAAUAGCGAACCACAAAUAGUCAGGGUUCACUGUAUCUGACAUCAGUGUUUUUGGUUACAGCCAGACUUUGUGUGUGUGUGUGUGUGUGUGUGUGUGUGUGUGUGUGUGUGUGUGUGUGUGUGUGUGUGUGUGUGUGUGUGUGUGUGUGUGAGAGAGAGAGAGAGAGAGAGAUGUCCUUAGCGGCUCAUGUGAAAUCCAUUUCAUGAACGUGAUGCAAAUGAUGCGUAACCUCGAAAGUGGAACCACAGUCCAAACGUUGCCAUCGUGAAGACAUUUAGUCAACGCACGGUCAUCGUUUCAAUUCAAAUUUUGUCUGUAAGUAUAAGAAUUAGUGUAAGACAACUAAAACCGACUGAUUUUAUUUCCGACAGCACCCCACGAAACAUAUGUCAGGUAGGGUAGUCUUUGUAUCUACUGCCAUUUAGUGGCAAAUGAUUUAAUUGUUCUGCCUGUCACUAUAUGUCAUCGAACAAAAGACGCAUGCAUCAUUGGGGUAAAUCGUUUCUAGACUGAUGGAAAUUCGACAGUUUUAUCUCACUGAUAUGUCGUGGAAGUUAGCAGCUGAUGCUCCAAGAUCACUUUUUUUUUUGAACCAUCACACUUCCUCAUUUGCUGUCAGUGGUGCCCUUCUGUGGUGCCAUCACAAUAUUAAAGUAAAUAGAAACUACUCCCUUUGUUGAAUUGCGGCACUUCGGUUCGACUUGGGAGGUGCAUACAAAUGUACGUAUCAAUGUAAUUACCAGAUUGAAUGCAAAACCUUUUGUCGUAUUUAUGAUCGUGCGUGUCAUACCUCUUAAGAAAAGUAGCAGUUUUUAUUUUUGUAAUUAUACCCGCAACCUAAUGGUCAAAAUCAUUGUUUUCCAAAGUCAAAGUUUUCCACUUAAUUUUACAACAACUAGUUAAUGAUUAUGGUAAUCAUUACACCUCUAGUUUCCAAAUGUUAACAACAUGACUGUGAUGCAUUUUCAACACAAUACCCAAACUGUUUAGAGCCGCUGUUUAGGAAACUUGGAUCCAAGUACAUGUGCCCUUCGGUAAAAUCUGUUCUCGUGUGUCACUUUCAGUCCUGAAUGUUAAGCGUGGAAAAAGUAACAGAAUACCUCGGCCACACUGAGUCCAGUGAAGUGGGUCUAAGUUACAUUUGUGUUUUAAAAGUGUCCGAAAGGCAGACGAGAGUUAAGAGAUGCCAUUCAAUGUCAUCUUGUUUUGAUUAUGCACUGUAAUGCAAAAAAAAAAAAAAACACACACACACACACAAACAAACAGCAGCUUAUUACCAUGUACAACACAAUUCUUUCCAACUCUGAAUAUAAAAUGUUUCCUUUAAUUUAACAGAUGCCAUUUAUUUUCCAGCUUGUUGUAUUUGUAUUUUUAACGUGUGCCACAAUUUACUAUAUUUAGAAUGAAAUGGGAGAAAUGUCACACUUGGUACUUAUUUCCCACACCUCCCUAGCCCCCAAUAACCCAGAGUAUACCCAACAACAAAUAAAUAAACAUAUAUUUGAUA
Molecule: messenger RNA, 5054 nt
Organism: Hippocampus comes (tiger tail seahorse)
Lineage: Eukaryota; Metazoa; Chordata; Actinopteri; Syngnathiformes; Syngnathidae
Product: ARF GTPase-activating protein GIT2-like
Exons: 21
Coding region: 284-2578 (764 amino acids)
Biological process (GO): regulation of ARF protein signal transduction; synaptic vesicle recycling; brain development
Cellular component (GO): synapse
Molecular function (GO): small GTPase binding; GTPase activator activity
Source: RefSeq, a predicted model, not a curated record